AUGGGUUCAUUUUCUCUAUUGUGUGUCUUGGGAUUAAUAUUCACUGUGGGAAAUUACGUUGCGAAUGCACAAGACUCACAAACAGACUUCGUGAAUGCUCACAACGCAGCAAGAUCUCAGGUUGGUGUUUCAAAUAUUGUUUGGGACAACACUGUCGCUGCUUAUGCCCAAAACUAUGCUAAUCAACGCAAGGAUUGUAAUGGUGUCCACUCUGGUGGGCGUUAUGGGGAGAAUAUCGCAAAAAGCUAUGGCGGAGACUUGAGUGGCACAGCUGCAGUGAAAUUGUGGGUUGUUUGGAGAAACUCAGUUCGUCUGGGAUGUGCCAAAGUGACAUGUGAUAAUGGAGGAACUUUUGUUACUUGCAACUAUGACCCACCAGGCAACUAUGCUGACCAAAGGCCAUACUAA
Molecule: messenger RNA, 408 nt
Organism: Vicia faba (fava bean)
Lineage: Eukaryota; Viridiplantae; Streptophyta; Magnoliopsida; Fabales; Fabaceae
Source: the annotation of a GenBank genome assembly